Molecule: messenger RNA, 3382 nt
Organism: Cyclopterus lumpus (lumpfish)
Lineage: Eukaryota; Metazoa; Chordata; Actinopteri; Perciformes; Cyclopteridae
Gene: cfap70
Product: cilia and flagella associated protein 70
Exons: 27
Coding region: 2-3376 (1124 amino acids)
Biological process (GO): cilium movement; cilium assembly
Cellular component (GO): motile cilium; extracellular exosome
Molecular function (GO): protein binding
Source: RefSeq, a predicted model, not a curated record
CAUGAUGGAUACGCCUGGGAAUGCCGCGGAAACCAACUAUAAAACUAUCAAAAUAACUGUCGUCGGUGGAAACAACCUGCAGGUCAAGAGGACGGGCGGCAUUAAGAGCUCCGUGCAGGUGGAGGUGGACGGAGACGUGCUGGGAGAGUCCGACCGGAAGCAGCUCGAGCCCGAGGGCCAGCGCGUCCACUACGACUUCACCUGCAGCCUCCGCGUCCCCGGGCACGCGCGGGGCCUCGGGGACGUGGCCAGUAAACCCGUCAUAUUGACGGUGAGGGAGCUCCUGCCUGCGGACAAGAAGGUUGAGGCGAGGCCGGCGGUGCUGGGCCAAGCUGUGGUCGACCUGCUGCCGCUGCUCCAAGGCCGGUGCAGCUUCUCGUCCACGGUCCCACUGAACCCAUAUUCUUCACAGAGCUUGAACACAGAGACAGCAGAUGGAGCCCGACUGAAGCAGUUGGCCAGAAAAGUAUUUUUAAAGUGGAAGAAGCAGCAGGCGACCCUGGAUGUGUGCGUCAGCGCGGCGGAUCCGCUGCUGUCCGAGGCCGAGCGAGCGGCCUCCGACCUGCUGAUGGUCACCGUGGAGACGGCGUUCUCCGUCCCCGAGGCGUGGGUGUUGCAGUGCGCUCCCUGCACGUACACGGCCGCCCUGGAGGUCCCGCUGACCGCAAAGGAGGAUCAGGUGCUGUUGUUCUGCGAUGGGCAGCUGAAGGCAGGCGGGCAGAAGGAGCAAAAUGGCCGACAGAAGAAGAGGCCCAAUCCGGGCCUGCUGGUCCCCGGGAACCACUUCCUGCCCGCUGCCUUCAUCCAUGCGGAGCCCGCGGAGCAGGAGGACGGCGAGCUGACGGGCUUCAAGGACCGGAGGUUUCGCGAAAAGGCGGAAACCGUGAAGAACAGAGUGAGCUGGGACACGGAGACGCGCUGCUUCAUGGAUGCUGGAGGAACUACCAGGCUGCGGCAGAAGAUCGCCGAGAGCAGACUGUGGCCGGUGGAGGUCAUGAGGUCGACGAAGGUCGCAGAAGCCAAGAUGCUCACUGAGGAGAACCCAGAGAUCCCCUUCCACGGCGUGGCGUUUGUGGACAUGGGCCAGCUGCUGUAUCCCGGAGUGCGCCGCAUCCGAGGAGCGUACAGCGUUCAGCCCUUCUCCGAGGCCGAGCUGCAGAAUAAGGUUGGCACAAACAUACGCGUGUUGAGGGAGCAGGCCAAGGCCGUAGCCAACCAGGUCAAAGCUCGCGCCGGCUCGCCCGCCGGCUCGGCCGCCGGCUCCUACAAGGCCAAGGCGGGGAAGAACCCGGAGGGAAGGGGAGCGAAGGAUCCCAAGGAGACGCCCAAAAAGGUCAGGAAGCAACCCACGAGUCAGAUCAGGAUCACCGCGGCCGACUCGGUGGCCGACGCGGUGGCCGAAAGUGAGCCGCACCUCGAUGUGGAGGGAAACAUGUAUACGGAGGCCAGAACUUAUGUUAUCAUUGAGAUCGCCUUGGAGAAACCGCUGGUAGUCAAAACAUCUCCGGAGGAACUGUCCAGGAGGGUGACGGCGUUGAUCCCACCCAGACCUCCACUUAAAGUUGGUCACAGCAGAGCAGAACGAGCCGUGAUGGACUUCCACAGGCAGGUGGCCAACGUGGUGAGCCACGUCUCGGACCAGUACGAGGAGCUGUUCGGAGCCGGAUGCGAGCCGACGGAAAACCGCAGCCGGGAGCAGAUGAAGGUCCAGCUGAUGGGAUCGCUCAAUGUCUCGGCGAGAUAUUUCACCUUCAAGGAACAGAUGAAGCAUGCAGUGGUGAGGAUCGUGCGGGACAAGAUGCAGCGGACAGAGCCGUUCACUGACCCUCAGGAGCUCAAACUCUUUGUCAGCAAGCUGUAUGUCUACCUGGUGGACGAGAUGCACAUAGCUCACAACAAGAUCUAUUCGCAUGACGUCGUCGACAACUCCCUCGAUGAGAUCCAGUUGAGUUCUUCUCAGCUUGGACGUUUUGCCAAAGAGGCUCAGCUUACCGGGGAUUAUCAGCAGGCUGUUCGGCUCUACCAAGAGCUGGUGGUGAGGCACCCGACUGAGCCCUCCCACAAGUUUGAGUGGGGAAGCCUUUACAUGCUGACCAAAGACUACGCGAAGGCCAGAGAGUGUUUCCACGACGCCGUGUCCGUCCAGCAGGCGCACCAGCCCGGCCUGAUGAUGUGCGGCGUCUUGGCGGCGCUCUUUGCGCGCCACGCGGAGGCCCGGACCUUCCUGGAGCGAGCCGCCAGCAUAAAGCCGCCCAGCGUGGUGGCCUGGACGCUGCUGGGUUUGCACCACAAGAUCCAGAGCGAGUCCUUCCUGGCUGAGAGGGCUUUCCUGGAGGCCAGAAAGCAGCUGACGGCCAACGAAGCAGAGAGGAGAACGCAGAGGGGGGAGGAGCCGACAGAGAAGAAGGAGGAGGAGGAGGAGGAAAAUAAGGAGGAGGAGAAGAAGGAGGAGGAGAAGGAAAAUAAGGAGGAGGAGAAGAAGGAGGAGGAGGAGGAAAAAGAGAAGGAGAAGGACGAGAAAGACCAGCAAGAGGAUGAGGAGACAGACACGGGUGCAUGUCGGUCUCCCACCGGUAAGAAAGACCAGGACCAGAACCAGAACCAGGACUCAGAGGUGCAAGGAGAGCCUCCAGCGGUGGAGCGGGUCAGCUCCAGAUCGGCUCCAGCGAAACUCUCCAUUUACACAGAGACGGCUCAGUUCCUGCUGCAGAACUUUGCUCUGCAGAUGGCGGAGCAAGCUCUGUUCCUGGACCGGCAGUCGGACGGCGGCCGCAGCGUCUCCUACCAUCUCCUCCUGGCCCAGCUGCAGCUGCUCCAAGAGGACCACCGCGGCGCCGCCGCCAGCCUGGAGGAGGCGCUGGCUCACAGCGACAAGGAGGCGGAUGCGUGGGCGCUGACCGGCCACUGUCACUUCCUGCGGGCGGCGCUCACUGAUGCCCGGGAGAGCUACGAGUGGAGCCUGAACUUCCUGCGGCCGCCGUCCGACUCUCACCUUGUCCACCUGCGCCUGGGAUCCAUCUGCCUCCAGCAGGAGAAGUUUGAUCAAGCCAAAGGCAUCUACCUGCAGGCUUGUGAGGAGUCUCCCUCCUGCCUGACCUGGCUGGGCCUGGGCACCGCCUGUUACCGGCUGGAGCAGCUGUGUGUCGCUGAGGAUGCUUUGACAGAGGCCAACCAUCUGAACAGUCAGAACGCGGAGGUGUGGGCUUACCUGUCUCUGAUCUGCCUCAGGUCGGGCAGACAAGAGGAAGCCGAGCAGUUCCAUAAAUAUGCGUCUAAGUUCAACCUGCAGAAGGAGGCUCUCCUCAAAGAGUUCGUCGAGCUGAAGGACCGGCUCCGCUUCUCUCCGCUGGCGUCCUGCUUCGGGCCGAGCUCAUGAGUCCUC